This is a messenger RNA of Drosophila biarmipes, 1573 nucleotides long. RefSeq lists its product as uncharacterized. The record is from RefSeq and is a predicted model, not a curated record. Gene Ontology annotation, cellular component: nucleus. The transcript has 2 exons. Gene Ontology annotation, molecular function: protein binding; mRNA binding. NCBI's taxonomy places the organism in Eukaryota, Metazoa, Arthropoda, Insecta, Diptera, Drosophilidae. The coding region runs from base 104 to 1399 and encodes 431 amino acids. Gene Ontology annotation, biological process: miRNA processing.
UCGCUUUGGUCAGACUGCCUUCAACAGCUGACGAGACGUUAGGAAAAAAGGGCAUCUUUUCAUAACUUAUUGUUCCUUGAUAUUGAAGAGUUUACACAGCUAAAUGGGCAAGCGACGUAGUCGGGAGCGUGCUCGCGACCAGGAACCACAUUUACCCGGCCAUGAGGGGGUCACCAAAAUGAACGAACGCAACUCGACCAAAACGCUGAAAUCCAAGCGAACGCGGGACCGCCAUUCCUCCCGUACAUCGGAUUCUUCUACGGGAAGCAAGAAAUCGAAUCGCAGCAACUUGCCAGAUGGAAAAAAGCAAAGGCCCGUCAGGAAACCCAGGGCCUCCCCUGAGGCCCAUGAGAAGCACUCCAAACAGGCGGCGAAACUCUCAGAGGAGGUGCAAGAGCAGCGCUCCAAGUGGGACAGUCCGGAACGCAGCAGUUCCCAUCGAAACAGCACAAGGCAGCGACGGCACAGCCGCAGUCGAUCCAGGGAUCGCGGCGAGCGUGAAGGAGAACGGGAGCGGGACAGAGAUCGCGAUCGGAUCCGCGAUCACGAGCGGAAUCAUCCCAUGCACCGCAGCGGAAGAGACCAGGAGCGCAGCAAGGAGCGACGUCAGCGAUCCCCACAUCAGCAGCUGCCUCGGAGCAGCGAGCGCAAGGAUCGCCAACGGAGGUCGCCGGAAAGGAAGCGCCUUCGCCGAAGUAAAAGUCCCCGUGACCAUUCUCAUAGCGGUGGGCCCAACUUUGGUCAAGGACGACAUCAAAAUCGGCGUCGCGACAACUGUAAUAGGAAUGAUGACGAGCAUUACAACUGGGGAAAGUCAGGUGACGAUAAGGCGCCGCCCGAAGACGAGGAGCCAGUAGACAAGGAAAAACCAAACUUCGGUCUAAGUGGCGCACUCACCGAAGACACCAACAAGGUGAAUGGCGUAGUGGUUAAGUAUUCCGAACCCUCGGAGGCCCGCAAACCCAAGCGCCGCUGGAGAUUGUAUCCAUUCAAGGGUGAAACGGCGUUGCCCACUCUGCACAUUCAUCGACAGAGUUGCUUCCUGGUUGGGCGAGACCGCAAAGUGGUCGACCUAGCGGUGGAUCAUCCCAGUUGCUCAAAACAGCAUGCCGCCCUGCAGUACCGACUGGUCCCCUUCGAGCGGGAGGAUGGUACCCAUGGGAAACGCGUGCGGCUAUACCUCAUUGAUCUAGAGUCAGCAAACGGCACGUUUCUAAACAACAAAAAGAUUGAUGGUAGAAAGUACUACGAGCUGAUGGAGAAGGACGUGAUCAAGUUCGGAUUUAGUUCGCGCGAGUAUGUGCUGCUUCACGAGAACAGCAAGGAAGACCAGGAGGACGACGAUGUACAUAUCAAGGAUGAGCCUCAGGAUGCUCUUGCUGAAGUGGCCAAUCCUUAGGUCGCAUUUUGUCUUCAGUUGUAUUUGUUAAUUUCGUUAAGCCAACUGCAGUCUUUUAAUGUAUUGCGUUUAGCCACAAUGGCCUUGGGCGAGAGAAAAUGUAUGUAAAAAGUUUUACGGAACACGGUUUUGUGUGUUUACUGCCAACAAAAAAUAAAUUGUACUCGAAACUGA